Molecule: messenger RNA, 1906 nt
Organism: Rubroshorea leprosula
Lineage: Eukaryota; Viridiplantae; Streptophyta; Magnoliopsida; Malvales; Dipterocarpaceae
Source: the annotation of a GenBank genome assembly
UCCACAGUCUCAAUAUCCCAAUUAUUUCCCCUUAAAAAAAGAACAACAUUUUGAAUCAUGUCUUCAACAUUUGCUCUGUCUUUCCUCCUUUCGCUUCUCCUCUGCUUCACUUUGCAGCCAUGUUUCUUCAUCUCCGCUACCGGUGGCAGCUGGGAACUAUUGCAAAAAAGUGUUGGUGUGUCCGCAAUGCACAUGCAGCUGCUUAACAAUGACCGUGUUAUAAUCUUGGAUAGAACUGAUUAUGGACCGUCCAAUCUAUCUCUGCCGAACGGAGAAUGUCGGAAUGACCCCAAUGACAAGACUUUAAAAGUGGACUGUACUGCUCAUUCAGUCGAGUACGAUGUUCAGUCCAACACAUUUCGAGCACUCAUGGUGCAAACCAACACUUGGUGUUCUUCUGGUGCUGUGACGGCCGAUGGCCGUCUCAUUCAAACAGGAGGAUUCAAUGACGGUGAAAAGAGAAUAAGGAUUUUCACCCCUUGCAACGAUGGAACCUGUGACUGGGUGGAAGUGCCAAAUGGAUUGGCGGUGCCAAGAUGGUAUGCCUGUGAUCACAUUUUGCCAGAUGGUAGACAAAUUAUCAUCGGCGGUCGGAAACAAUUUAGUUACGAGUUUUAUCCUAAGACCACUGCUCAGAAGCUAUUCAACUUACCGUUCUUGUCAGACACGAACGACCCUGGGGUAGAGAACAAUCUAUACCCUUUUGUUCAUCUCAACGUUGAUGGAAACUUGUUCAUUUUUGCAAAUAAUCGAGCAAUUCUGCUUGAUUAUGUGAACAACAUAGUCGUGAAGACUUAUCCUGUAAUUCCGGGAGCCGAAGCUCGGAACUAUCCCAGCUCUGGAUCAGCGGUGUUACUGCCGUUGAAGAACAUACAAGCCGGUGAUGUGGAAGCCGAAGUAUUGAUAUGUGGUGGAGGGUCCAACGGAUCUUAUACUCAGUCAUUGAAGAAUAUUUUCUUGCCAGCUUUGGAUACAUGUGGCCGGAUCAAGAUAACUGAUUCGGACCCGCAAUGGGUCAUGGAGACAAUGCCACAAGGUAGAGUCAUGGGUGACAUGAUAUUGCUGCCUGAUGGCAACGUUUUGAUCAUCAAUGGUGCUGGGGCGGGUUCGGCCGGCUGGGAACAAGGUCGGGAGCCAGUAUUGAGCCCGGUUAUCUACCGACCUGAUAACCUAAUGGGGUCACGGUUUGAGAUACAAAACCCUACUACCAUCCCACGGAUGUACCACUCCACUGCAGUGCUCCUCCGUGACGGGAGGGUGUUGGUUGGAGGAAGCAACCCUCAUGCUUAUGACACCUUCACCGGAGUACUUUUCCCGACCGAAUUGAGCUUAGAGGCAUUUUCCCCGGACUACCUCAACACACAAUUUGACAAUAUUCGUCCGACAAUAGUUGCGCCUGUAAAUCAAAGAACUCUAUUUUAUGGCCAAAAGCAAAAGUUUCGCUUCAGCUGUACAGGGCCGGUGAUUCAAAGCGAGGUGGUGGUAAUGCUGGUGGCACCGUCAUUCACAACACAUUCAUUCUCCCAAAACCAAAGACUGCUCGUGCUCGGAAACAAUAGAAUGGUUGUUAUUGGGAAUGGCUUUUACGAUGUGGAGGCGACUAUGCCACCGUCGCCUGUCCUGGCACCAUCCGGAUUUUACCUCCUAUAUGUGAUUCAUCAAGGAAUUCCAAGUCAGGCUAUUUGGAUUCACUUACAACGUUGAUCAUUUUACCUCCCUUCUCGCAAUUUAUUCUCUUCGUUUAUAUUAUAUAUUAACAUUCUCAAGUUGUGCAUGCCUUUUAUUGUAAUAAGUCCCUAAUCAAUAUGGUUGAAGAUCGAGCAUGCCUUUUAUUGUAAUAAGUUCCUAAUUAAUAAGAUUGAGGAUUGUUCUCAUUCUCUGGAGUUUAUAAAGUUGUCUUUAUCCA